This is a messenger RNA of Dentiscutata heterogama, 240 nucleotides long. The record is from the annotation of a GenBank genome assembly. Lineage: Eukaryota; Fungi; Glomeromycota; Glomeromycetes; Diversisporales; Gigasporaceae.
AUGAGAAAAAAAAAAAAAUAUCAGACAUUCAUCAUUGAAGUUAGAAAUAAAAGAGAUAAACAUAAAGCUGUCAUUAAUUAUAACAAUUUAGCAGAUAUGAAUAAUGACACAUUCAAUUAUUGGCGAAGCCCUGCACUUAGACAUUGUUAUCAACAAGAUAUUGAAGUUGAAGUAAAUAAAAAUAAAGCACUUAUAUGUCAUCAAAAGGCUAUAAAAAUAAAGAAGACAAGUGGAAAAUGA